AUGAAAGAGAAUUUUUCUUCUGCCAUUGAAUCACUUCCUAAUGAGUUACUUACUGAAAUUGUUGCAAGGGUUGCUUCUACUUCUUUUCAGAAUUAUAUCAAUGCUAAGCUAAGUUGCAAGGUUUUUCAUGAAGUCGCAAAUGAACGAUACGUAUAUCAAAAUGCAACGUUGGCAGAGUUUUCGAUAGAACCUUCGUGGGAGAAGGAAAAUCAAGAGAAGAUAAACAAAGUUGCUUCAUUCUUGGAGUUAUGCAGAGAAUGCGGAAAUACAGAAGCUUUAUAUAGGAAGGGCGUGAUGGAUUUCUUUAAAGACGAUAUGCCAGAACUUGCAAGUGAAUUUCUGAAGAGAGCAGCAAAAGGAGGUCAUAUUGGAGCAUUCUAUGCGAUUGGUAUAAUUUUGGUCUUUAUGGGGGGUGAGUUUAGGCAAAAAGGAGUAAAGUUGAUUGGCAACAUGAAAGGAACAAAGCAACUGAGGAAGGAAUGGUUGGCCUCGUGA
This is a messenger RNA of Solanum stenotomum, 495 nucleotides long. Its product is annotated as putative F-box protein At1g67623. The transcript has 4 exons. Bases 1 to 495 code for a protein of 164 amino acids. NCBI's taxonomy places the organism in Eukaryota, Viridiplantae, Streptophyta, Magnoliopsida, Solanales, Solanaceae. Gene Ontology annotation, molecular function: protein binding. The record is from RefSeq and is a predicted model, not a curated record.